UUGUGUGUUGUUUUUGGAUGUCGAUGAUACAUAAAAGGAAUGUUCAGAGUCAUUCAACUUGCAUUGUUUUAUUUUUUUUCAUUUAUUUAUUGUUUUCUUCGCAAAAUAUUGCGGCUGAAAACCUCCCUUUGAUAUCCAACUUGAAUACAAACGCUACCCUUUCUGCUCAUGAAAGUCCUCAACCUCAUGAUUCUUCUUUGUUCGAGUCUUCUUCUUACGCUACUAGAGAAAGUGAUUCCAUCGAUCAAUAUUCUGAACAAGCACAGAACUUUACAAUUCUUGGCAAAAACUUUGGUAAAGCUCGUAUGAUUGGCUAUGGUGAGGGACAGUAUGAAAGAGAAGACAACGUUUCUCUAGACAAUUUAGAAAGGGAGCCUCCUCUAAAAGUUUUGAUAGACGGAAGUCAAGUUUCGAAAGUUUAUGUUCACAAUGAUACUGCAAUUUCUUUUAUGUUAAACUCUAGUAGAAUAUAUCCCGACUCGGUGAUUGAAGUUUUGCAAGGAGAAAAGAAAACUGCGAGAAUACCUAUCUCAUUGAUACCUUCGAGUAAAACGGUUCCUUUGUCCAAGGAAGAAGAAAAGGACUGGAGUUUUGAACAUAUUUCCUACUCAACUCAUAACGUUUAUCAGUUGUAUUCAAGACUGUUGGAACUAUUGACUACUGAACAGAAUAGGAAUCGAACGUCAUAUUUUGAACAAGGUGUAGACUAUUUGAAUAGAGCUAUUCACAUUUUACAGGAUCAACAAAGUCCUCUAGGUACCUUGGCGCUUUUGAAGGAUCCCAUGAACGAAGCCAAGAGACUUGCUCUUCUUUCAGUUGAAAGCUUCAUAUUAGGCUCUAUAGAAGGAGAUGAUGGUUGUAUGGUCACUUUGGGUGCACUUUAUUUGUCCGGAUUGAGUGAUUGUAUACCACAGAAUUUAUCCAUCUCCUAUUUAUUUCUUGCAAAGGCUGCAGACUAUGGAAAUCCUGAUGCACAAGCAUUACUGGGUAUUAUAUUUGCAAGUUCCUUUUCAAAUACUCUUCUUCAUUCGGUAGAUAUGGAACCUAAAAGUUUAUGGACUCGAGUACGAUUUCUGUCCAAUUGGUUUUCCAGAAACCACAUUACCUUUAUCAAGAAUACUUCCGUUUUAGAGUCUUUGAAUCGAUUACGUAGUGGCUUCUUUACUAAUCAUUUAAAAGAGCUCUUGGAACUAGAAAGCGAGCAAAAAUAUACUAUUGCCUUGUUGUUGUGGACAUUUGCAGCGGAAGGAGGGUCCGAUUAUGCACAAAGUGCUCUAGGUUUUCGUUAUUUGUAUGGAAUUGGAGUGCCACGAGAUUGUAUCAAAAGUGUUUAUUAUUAUAAGAGAGCAGCUUGGCAAACUAUCCGUCAGAGUUUUAUAGAACCCUAUAUUUCUAGCUUAUCGCCAUUCAAUGCGUUUUUUGUGAAUAUUACUUCAGAAAAAGAUGUUGGUCUUAGUUUAUUGGGACGUCCUUCGUUGCCUUAUUCUUCAGGAGAAGUAACUUUGUUAUUUAAUCAUGAAGCUUGGAUCAAGGACCGUCAAGCAACUAAUGACAUUAUUGAAUACAAAUAUCAUGAAGCAGAAAAUAAUGAUGGUAAAUCGGAACUCUUUUUAGGAGAAUUGUUUCUUUCAGGUGCGUAUGGAGUCAGUCAAGACUUUGAAAGAGCUGCAGAAUAUUUUGAAAGAGCAUCUCUUCAUGGCUAUCCUCAAGCAAAUACGCUUUUAGGUGUAUUUUCCUUAUUUGGUUUGGCUAGUCGAGAAAAGAAUGAAACAGUGGCAUGGGAACUCUUUCAUGAAGCAGCUCAAGUGGAAGAUGCACAAGCAUAUAAUGCCAUUGGUUAUUGUUAUUAUUAUGGCAUAGGAACUCUGAAGAAUAUCAGUGAAGCUGUACAUUGGUUUCGAGAGGCUGCAAGUAAAGGCAGUGUGGAUGCUUUAUAUAAUUUGGGUAUGUUGUCCUGGAAGGGAUUGGAUGAAUAUGAGAAUAUUCCAAAUGCAUAUUCUUAUUUCUUAAAAGCUUCCAAGCAUGGACAUUCUCAUGCUACAUAUCGAUUAGGGGAAUUGGUGUUUUCAGAACCAAGUGUUAUUGUAACAGGUGAUCGAUGUACUAAAGCAGCGUUAUACUUCAAAUAUGUGGCUCAAAGAGGCCGACCUACUUAUUUAAUGAGUCGUGCAUUUCGAGCUAUGAGUAUUCGUGAUUAUGGCACAGCAUUACUUCGAUAUGUUCAAGCUGCACUUGCUGGAGUGGAAACAGCUCAAUAUAAUGCAGCAUAUAUGUAUGAACAUGGGCUUGGAUUAGCUUAUGGUGGUAAAAGAAAUAUAUAUUCAAAAAUACAAUAUUGGAAGUCUCGUUUGGGUUUCCAUUCAUCCAUUUCCUCAAAGGAUUUGGCUAUCUAUCAAAAUGCACAUUAUUAUUAUCGAUUAUCUGCUAGACAAGGAAACCCCUAUUCACAACUAAAGAUUGGUGACUUGUUUUAUGAUGGAUAUUUGGAUAAUAACCACUCUCUUGGAUACAGAAAAGCUGCAGAAGCUUACUUUAAGGCAACAGAAAUGGGCAAUGCUGAAGCAUCUUUCAAUUUGGGUUAUAUGUAUUUUAAUGGUAUCGGAUUCGCACGAGAUUUCCAUUUAGCCAAAAGAUAUUAUGAUACUUCCGUAAACCUUUCUCCAGAAGGAAUGGUUCCCGUCCAAAUUGCUUUACGUAUACUUGACUGGUUUCAAAUGUUUCAUCACUUGGUAGGAAUCAUAUCUCAACGAUGGUUGACAAGCAAAUUACUUUUGAGUCACCUUUCAAAAGCACUUGAAAUGCUUUCACAUUGGAUGUCUCUCAGUGUAUUGAUGGUUGUUUCUUCAUUUACAUGGUGGAUAUAUAGAAGAAUGUUCAGUUGAUGCCAAUUUGUUUUCAAAGAGGAAGGUUGGUGAGUUGUUCCUUGAUAAGUUGCCUUUCAAUUUGGAAUGCUGCACGAUGAUAAGGUGACAAGAUCCAAUGACGCCAAUAGUUGGAUUGGAGAGCUGAUAACAUUUGAUUAUGCACGUGGAACCAAAGCACAUUUCCUCCAAGUCCUAUACAAUCCCAAUC
Messenger RNA from Galdieria sulphuraria, 3072 nucleotides. RefSeq lists its product as uncharacterized. The record is from RefSeq and is a predicted model, not a curated record. The transcript is spliced from 2 exons. Bases 18 to 2882 code for a protein of 954 amino acids. Gene Ontology annotation, molecular function: protein binding. NCBI's taxonomy places the organism in Eukaryota, Rhodophyta, Bangiophyceae, Galdieriales, Galdieriaceae.